This is a messenger RNA of Aspergillus tanneri, 1362 nucleotides long. RefSeq lists its product as uncharacterized. NCBI's taxonomy places the organism in Eukaryota, Fungi, Ascomycota, Eurotiomycetes, Eurotiales, Aspergillaceae. Bases 1 to 1362 code for a protein of 453 amino acids. The record is from RefSeq and is a predicted model, not a curated record. The transcript has a single exon.
AUGAAGGGCGCCAACAUUGUUAUGUUGGGCUUCAUGGGCUGUGCCCUUGCGUUGCCCGCUCCCACUCUGGACGAGAGUCAGGGACUCUCCAACGUUAUGAGCUUAGGAAACUUUGGAGAGUUUGGAGAAUCUGCAGAGCCCGGAGGCUUGCCACCCUCUAUGAAUACUGGCAGUCAAAAUCUCCCAGUCUCUGGAAGCUCUAAGGAAAUAGGAGAAAAUGGAGGUUUAUUGUCUUCUUUGACUUCCGACAGCCAAAAAGCCCCAGGCCCCGAAAGCGCCAAGGAAACCAGGGAAUCUGGAAGUUUGUUGUCCUCUAUGACUUCCAGCAGCCAAAACCUCCCAAGCUCUGGGGAAUCCGAGGAAUCUGCAGAAUCCGGAAGUACGCCAACCUCUAUGACUUCUAGCCGCCAAACCCUCCGAAGCUCUGGGGAAUCUAGGGACUCUGCAGAAUCUGGAAGUAUGCCAUCCUCUAUGACUUUCAGUAGCCAAAAUCUCCCAGUCUCUGGAAAAUCCGAAGAAUCUGUAGUACCUGCAGAAUCCGAAGCUAUGCCCCCUUCAGCUUCGGAGAAGAAUCAGGGACUCUCUGGCCUUCCAGACACGGUCUCUGGAGAAUCUGCCGUAUCUGGAGGUAUGACAUCUCCUAUGGCUUCUGGUAGUCCAAUCCUCCCAGGCUUUGGAGAAUCUGCAGCAUCUGGAAGCAUAACAUCCCCUACGGUUUCCGGUAGCCCAGUCCUCUCAGGCUCUAGAAACUCUGGAGAAACCGGAGAAAUCGAAGGCUUGUCCUCUAUGACUUCUGGCGGUCCAAGCCUCCCCCUUGCAACCCCAAGCAUUGGAGGAUCCAACAGUCAGUCACGCCCAUCGGGGGCCACCCCCACGCCCUCCCUCUUGCCGAUGGGACUUACUGGAACGGGCGGUCUCUCCGGCUCUGGCGAUAGACAACCCGGAGGUGUAUCACCGGGACUUGAUAAUGGGGGUGGCUCGUCGCGCUCUCCUUUCUCCAACCCUGGACAACCCGGUGGUUCAUUGCCAACACUGUCGGGAGUCAUUAGUAGGAUCCUCGGUAUCUCGGGCUCAACCACUAACCAGGGCAUGUCCUCCAGCAACCGUAUAUCUUCCAGCAAUCGCAUAUCUACCAGCAACCGUAAACCUUCUAGCAAUCGUAUAUCUUCCAACAACUUGAUUUCUUCCAAAAGCCGCUACUCUUCCGGCAACAUGCAAGGAAAUUUUGCUGGGGGUUCAGCUAGACGUGCCGGCUCUGAAAGCUCGUCCACUCCUACUCCUACUCCUACUCCUACUCCUUAUCGGGCCACCAAGACUGGCCUCCCCACUUCCACUGGAAAGUCUAAGCCUUUCAAGGCUUAA